AAACUAAAAGAAAAUAAUUUAUAUAUAAAUUAAAAACAAAAAAACUCCGUUUUAAAUGGCUUUUAUAAUAAAAGAAAAAACUAUAAAAAUUAGUUGUUAACAAAUUGUUUUAAACUAAAAAAACCCUUUAAACAAAACCUUAACGAAAACAAAUCCAUGUUGAGAUACAGAUUGGUGUCGACACACUUUUUAAAACAACCGUAAAUUGUUUAAAUAUAAAAAAUUUUUACAAAAAAACGGGUACAAAAUAAGAAAAUAAAGACCUUAAGGCUCGCAAAUAUUAAAAAAAUACGGGAAGCAACGUUAAAUUGUUAAUUUAAUUUUAAUAAUAUAAAAAAACACACACACAUAUAAGAAAAAAAAUAUUAUUUAUAAGCCUAAAAGUAUGCUAAACAACUAAACAACUUUAGCGGAAAUUGAGUAAAGAAAAACAACCAUAAGUAAAUGUGAGUAACUAACGGUAAACUAAGUAAAAGUAACGGUAAAAGGGCUAAAAAUAAAAGCCAUAGCUGCUAGUGGUGGACGAGAGAGAUAGAGAGAGAGCGAAAGAAAGAGAACGUAAAUAAACGUUGGGCAAGAGAACGAGACAGAUAGAUAGAGAAAGAGAGCGAGUUUUUUGCUGCAAAAGCGUAAGAGCUUAAAACUAAAUAGUAUACGAAUAAUACAUAGUUUCUUUUUGUUUUUCUAUUGGGCUUGUCAUAUCAUACGUUACACUUACUACUCAGCCAUCAACUAUCAUCUUCAUUAGCAACAUCAAACGUCAGUUAUCCUGCUUAUAACGGAAAACUAAUAUUCAUAAACUACACCUACGCUAGCGGGUUAACAACUACAGUUAAUUAACUAAAGCUUAAGCUAACACAUGCGUUAACUAUUCCUAGAUUCGUAACAACAACAAGAACAACAAAAAACAGCAUCAAACACCACUCCCUACAUAAAUACGUAUAUUUGCCACAAUCAACUGCUAACUGCUAACAGAGUUGUAUUCAACUAGAACAAUCUUAACCCUUAAACGUUAAUCAUUGCUUUUAAACAAAAAAACGCUUAAACGUUAUUUUUAAGCGUUAUUAUCUCAUAUAGCCAACGUUCUCUUAAGUUCGGCACAACGUAUUCGUUAAACGUUUUUGGCCUAUUUAACAACUAUAACUAUAAUUUAAUUAGCGAAAAUGUGCAGAGAUCGCGAUAUGAUGUUGCCAUAGAUCAGCGUAAUCGUCAGUAUAAAGUUAAGAAAAAAAUUAAAGUUAAAUAAAUUAUAAAAGAAAAAACAAAAAGAAAAAAACUCUCAAACUUUUUAAACAAUUUUCGACAUAAAAUUCUCUCCCCCCUUAAAAAAAAGUGUUAAAAUUUUCAAAAUAAAUUUUAAAAUUUAAAAAAUUCUUUAAGUUUUAAACACAAAAAAAUGUGACUCUACAAUUUCUUUAACGAAAAACAGCAACAGCAACUACUACUACAAAAACAAGACCCCACCUUUAACAUCAUUACCAAAAAGGGUUAACAACGUGUGUGUCAAUAGGGGUAUAAACCGAAAACAAGAAACGUGUUUGAUAAAAGGAGUGCAAAGCAAAAGAACAUUUAGAGGAUAAAGUGUGAAAAAGUAACAGUUUUAUUUUUUAUUUUUUUUAUUUCCACGUGUUUUUCUUCGCUUUCAAGUUAAACUAAUUUGAGCCGAUAGUGAAAAAGAAGAAAAGCGCUUUAACGUAACGAGGAAAAAAAGUUAUUUUGUCUCAAUAAAAAAACCAGCAAGAUUGAAGACUUUGUAAAAAACCUUUGGAAGUCUGUUAAGGCUUGCGUUUGCGGCAUGCGCCAUCCUAAUACUGGACUAAGCGAAGACGACCUAAGUCGUCUUACUGGUUCUUCAUCUUCGUCAGCAUCUUGUCGUAAUAAUAAUAAUAACAAUAAUUGUAAUACAUUAUCCUCUUCCUCCUCAUCAUCGUCGUCGUCGUCAUCAUCUUCUUCCUCCUCCUCUUCUUCUUCGUCCUCAUCAUCGGCUUCAUCGUCCGGUGCUAAUACUCCCGAUGAUUGUAAAAAUCAAAAACAUAUCAAAAAUAAACAUGAUACAAAAUCUCCUUCAAAACAUCAUCAUCAUCACCACCAACAACAACAUCAUGCUUCGUCAUUACCCGAACAGUUGGAAAAUAAUAAAAAUACACAAACACGUUUCAAUUCCACAUAUCUGCCCGAGAUCAUAAAUCCUUUAGAAUGGCAAAAAUCACGUAAACGCAAAGAACGUCUAGACAGCAGUUCAUCUCAGACACAGGAUCGUAAAUUGCAGCGUUCGAACAGCGAAGAACUAUUGCCGCAAGACAACGAAGGCAAAUUGCAAAACAAUAACAAUGUAAACUCCACACCCUCGGAUUUAGGAGUGAACACCUUAAAAUCUCUUAAAAAUGCCGAUAAUAUAAGAAGAGUUUCAUCGGAGGAUUUCAAACGUACACCCUAUGAGGUGUAUGAACAGGAAUUGAAAGAGACAGAAAAUGUUAAUGGCUCAAAGGCUUCAGAUGAAAAUGACGGCAGUUUGGCUAAUCGCCAAUCACAGCGCUGUCAGGCCUGGACAGUGGGUGUACCUAUUAAGGAUAUGACUAGAAGAUCACGCUAUGAAACUAGUCCGGCCCGUUCACAGCGCCACUCACCCAUACGGGUGUGUUUCAGUGGCAAUGGCAAUAAUGGCAAGCAUCGCGAUAACAGUGAUGAUAGUGAGUGUGAGCACGAACGUCGCCGCAGCAGCGAACGUUUCUGCAAGUCUCGUGCUCCUCCCGGUCGUAAAGCUUCGGGUGUAACCAAGAAAUCGACCAAUUCCUCUAAUACCAUCAGAUACUUGCCCUCCAAGUUGAAUGAUGAAAAUGUCUAUAAAUACGAUUUGUCGACUUUAAAACAUGAAAGACGUGGUUUUAUAAGUAAGAAAUCAACAUCAUCAUCAUCAUCCCCGGCGGCAACAGCUUGCACAACAAAUGCCGGCGAGAAAAAUAAUACCAACGAUUUGAAUGACAAUAAUUUGAUAGAUUUCAAUAAUGCUUCUAGUAAAACUUUGGCCAAAACUAUAUCACCGACAGCCUCCUCGAAUGGCUCCACAGAUGAUGUUAACAUUAAUGCCUCAAACAGUUCGCAGCAACAGAAAACAUCUGCCAACAGCAGCAAGAAUAGCAGUCAAAACAGUUUACACAAACUUCCUCUAACCACCUCAGCACAAGAUGCACUGCCAUGGGAUCGUUCGGUACCCGAAGAUCAAACUCCCGUUUUAAGCAGACGUUACGCUACCGUACGUCCGCAUUUAGUCGAUUCCAUUGAUGCGGCUGCUAAACUAUCCAAGGUUAAACCCUUCGCCCAGCCCUAUCACAAACAACAUCAGACCGCUGCACAAAUGUUGGCCAGCGAUUUGGAUGAUGAUGAUUGUAUGGAAUCAACAUUUCGUGCAUUCACUUCUUUGGAGAAUAUGAAAACCCGUGAGCUUAUGCAACAGGUUAUACCUAAUGUUAUGUCCUUCCAAACUCCCGAGGAACGCAUGAAACAGAUUAACAAACGUGUUACGGCCCUAAAGAAGAAACUCACUCAACUGGAAGAUUCCUAUGAAGUGCGUUGUGGUUAUAAACCCUCACAGGCAGAUCGUUUAAAUGACAAAUAUAUGAAACAUAUUCUAUCGGAAUUGAGUAAAUUGCGUAAGGAGCGUCAUGAGUUAAAGGCUGAUCCAAUGGCUGCUUUGGGUCUUAAAGUUAGCGGUGGCAUGGAUGCUGAACAGAAAUUAUUGAAAAUGAAAGCUUCUUUGUUAGAAAUUGAACAGAGUCUAGCCGAGAAACGUGAAGAUUCAAAUCGUUCCGAGACCUUAGAUGAACUAACCGCCGAUCAAUUGGUACAAGAAAAGACUGCUGUACAACAUGGUCUACUCUACUUCGAAUCACUGUACGGAAGACCAUCAACUAAAGAUGAACGUGAUGCGGCACGUCCACUAUACGAUCGUUAUCGUCAACUCAAACGUAUGGUAUCGCGCAGUGUCACUUUAACCGGUUCUUGCCUAGGUGGUGCACCUGAAUUGCCCACAAUUUUAGAACAUGAAGCCAUGGUUUUCGAAGCAACACCCUUGCAAUAUUCCUCCAAUAAUAGUACGGAGACAACUAACUCACCAACAACCGAUUCACAACAACCGCCCACUACCGCCAGUUCAGAUGAGUCUACAACGACAACAACAACAGUUCAUACACAACCUUCUCAACAGGAAAAUAUUAGUUUUCUAACCAUCGAACAGUUGUGGGAUAAUCUGGAUAAGACGAGGGAGGAAAAGAAACUAUUAAAACGUAUAAUACGUGAAUAUGAGACUGUAUUCGAAGAGCAAAAUGGUCGUAAAAUGUUAAAGGGUGAUCGUAAAACUAUCGAAGAAACCUAUGCCCAGUAUAAGGAGAAAAAGGCAAAGACACGUCUUUUGCAGGCUUUAAUUAAAAAGCAAAUAUCACGUUGAAGGGUUAAUUUGGAAAUCGUUAUACAAGUAUACAAACUAAAUAGAGUAUAUAGUAUAGAGUUUAGUACAGUUUAGUACAGUUAUAUUAAAAGCUUUUUUUUCGUUUUGUUAUUGUAUUAAAACAAAAAAAGCUUAAUAUAACAGCUAAACAAGAUAGAAAGAGAGAGAAUGAAUAAAAAGUGUUUGUGAGCAAAGCUAAGAAAGCUUAAGUAGGGUUAAACACCUUUUUUGUUAAAUAAAAUUGAAAAUGUUAUACAAAAGCUUAAGCUAAAAGAAAAAGCUUUUGUUUAACAUAGAGCAAUGUAAGAAUAUUUUCUAUAUAUAUAAAAGAGAACAACAACAACAUACCG
Molecule: messenger RNA, 4794 nt
Organism: Lucilia cuprina (Australian sheep blowfly)
Lineage: Eukaryota; Metazoa; Arthropoda; Insecta; Diptera; Calliphoridae
Product: bromodomain-containing protein DDB_G0270170
Exons: 3
Coding region: 1796-4444 (882 amino acids)
Source: RefSeq, a predicted model, not a curated record